Molecule: messenger RNA, 3881 nt
Organism: Mya arenaria
Lineage: Eukaryota; Metazoa; Mollusca; Bivalvia; Myida; Myidae
Product: disintegrin and metalloproteinase domain-containing protein 10-like
Exons: 18
Coding region: 407-3007 (866 amino acids)
Biological process (GO): membrane protein ectodomain proteolysis; Notch signaling pathway
Cellular component (GO): plasma membrane
Molecular function (GO): metalloendopeptidase activity
Source: RefSeq, a predicted model, not a curated record
CACACCGUAGCGUACGAUGUAGAAGCAUUAAGCAGUAUUAAAUACCUGGUUAAAUAGGAACACUUUUUAAAUAUAGUUUAACAGUUUGAUUAGAGUAAUAUUCAAUAUUGGAAACAGCAAGUGAGAAAAUUAAUAGUCAAAGAUUAAAGACACACCAUUCUUCAUUUUAAAACUGCAAAGGAGACAACCUAUAAAGGCUGCAAAUUUUAAUUAGUGUCUGAUAAGUUAAUUUUGUAUGACCUUUGACUUCAAAUAUUGUAACCCAGUUUAAGUACUUAAUUGAAAAGUGUACCGUCAAAGCGUACAGGAACAGAAGAAAAGAGGUCUUGAACAAGACAGUGAAAAUUUUACAGAGACAAUAGUUUGAAACAUUAAAAUUAAUUUUGAUUAUUUCAAAAGCUACACUAUGGGUUUCGUUCGUGCAGUGAAAUGCAUUAUUUUUACCUUCCAAAUAGUAUUGUUAUCGGAUAUUUUAGCAGCUCGUCUUUCAUACCAAGACGAACAAGGAUGGCGGUUCAAGCCGAUCUAUUACAACCGAGAAGAAUUGCAGUUGAACUAUACCCGAUAUAAAUUACACAACACAUCUUUGAAUAUUUCAUUUCAUGCCCUUAACAGGGAGUAUACCUUGCAUUUACAUGAAACUCAUCCAUCCAACAUAGAACCCACAGUCCAUGAGAAUCACACGAAAUCCACUUCGUUAGAGGCAUCAGUACUUGUUGGACAAGUGACUGGACUGCAGGACAGUCUUGUUACUUGCGCCGUUCAUAAUGGAGUUUUUCAGGGUAUUAUUUCAUCAAAAGGGCAGGACACAUUUUACAUCCUUCCAACAUCCUGGGUUCUCAAAAGCCCAGCCAUCUUUUGGUCUGUGAUAUACUCAGAACAUGACUUUAAAAGGGAUUUGUCAUUACAUCGGAUCAUCAGAAACCAUUACAAAUCAUUUAUAUCAUUACAGCAAACUCAUGAAGGUAGAAAGCUUACAUUAUCACGCCAACUAAGCAUGACUCGAGAAAGGAGGUCAAUCCCAGAAGGAACAAGGAAUAAAUUUACGGAAAACAGUUUGAAGAAGCGGGUCUGCACAAUCAAAUUUACAACUGACCCGUUCGUUUGGAGGCAUGUCAUGGACAAACAUGGACAGAAUAAGAUACGAGCCGUGAAUGAAAUCCAUUACAUGAUUAGGGACCAUAUGAAAGUGCUUAAUAACAUAUUUGAAGAAACAAAGUUCACCGUCAAUAAUGGAACACCUGAUGAGUUUACAAUCAAUGGUUUCCAGUUCGAAGUAGGGGAAAUUGUGAUUUGGGAUGAACGCCACUGUGACGAUAAAACAAAUGUAUGUACCGAGAUAUCAACACCUAGGGAUCUUCUGGAUGGCUUUCUUGUAACACAAUAUGACCAUAAGUUAGAUUACGACUACGAUAAUGAGUAUCCCGACUACAACUUUACUGACCUCGAUUACAACGCAAAUACAGAGAAUUACAAUAACCAGGAUGACAAGGACUAUUUAGAAGUUGGAGAGUUGACAUCGAAUACCCAAAAUCAACAAAACUGCCUUUCCGUUGUGUUCACUGCUCGUUCUAUUACCCACGAUUUAACACCGGGGCCGAUAUACGGGCUAGCUUAUUCACCCAACGAAGAACACCAAGAAACUGGUAUUUGCAGUUCAGCAAAUGUUGCCUUUGUCAACCUUUAUGUCAGCGAAGAAGUCCCAUAUCAGCCCAACACAAGGACAAAACUGGUGUUUGCUCACGAAGUUGCCCACGCAUUUGGCGCACCGCAUGAUAAUGAUAAAUCUGUGUGCGGUGAAUAUUCAGUCCUAAUUGAACCGGAUGAAGGCUACUUUCUGAUGCACGAAGUGGCAGUGACAGGUGACCUGGAAAACAAUUUUAAGUUUUCCAAUUGCAGCUUAAAUACAAUUGGUACUGUUUUAACCAGAAAAUCGUCAAUAUCAUGUUUCAUAGAACAUAGAACUUCAAUUUGCGGUAACGGCAUUGUUGAAGAAGGGGAACAAUGUGACUGUGGUUCCAGAUGUCACCUUGACAACUGUUGUCAUCGCAGGGGAACUGAACACGAAUGCUCUCUGAAAAAAGAUGCACAAUGCAGUCCAAGCCAAGGCCCGUGCUGUAGUGGUGAUACAUGUCGUUACUACAAGCAAUCGGAGAACAUGGUUUGCGAACACGCUGCAUCUUGUGUUGACACAUUGUACUGCAAUGGUGACAGCGCCACAUGUCCUGUGCCGUCCGAAAGUCAGAUAAGUCCUGACAAUACAACUUGUACAACAGACAAUGCUAGAGUUGGCGUGUGUCACUUAGGGAAUUGUAAAAGAUCGGUGUGUAGCUUGAUUGGAUGGCAAGAGUGUGAACUGACGAACGGCGCAGCAACGUUGACUCCAAAGGAAGAAGAAGAAUUAUGUUUUGUCGGAUGCCAAAAAACAAAAGCAUCGCCAUGUAUCAGCACUCAUGACGGUAUCGCACUUGCGCAGUAUCCAGAGCUAAACAACUUAUUGAAAAUAAUUGCUGAGCGUGAUCAAUGGCAGGAGGCAAGCAUUCGUUUACCAGUCGGUACACCAUGUAACCGUAUGACGGGAUACUGCGAUGUAUUCCAACGUUGUCGAGGAGUGGACCCCGACACACCUCUCACCCAGUUGAAGAACUGCUUCAAAAAAGGAGGAAAAUGUGCAUCGCUGUUUGUUGACUUUUUAUCGAGUAAAGGUGGUGUCUUCACACUGGCAACUGUGACUGGUAUCCUGUUGACCAUUGCUUUUGUGAAGUGUUUUACAGUCCACACCAAGGGCAGACACCUACACCAUAAAGUCAAAACUUCACACAGAUCUGUCCGUGAGUCGGUCACCAAUGUAAGACAUUCAGUAGGACAUAUGGCCGAGUCAGUCAGACUGUCAGUGACUGAUAUGAGGAAAUCAAUUAGAAACUCAUUAUUUUCGAGACAAAACAGUCUCGUUGAUCAAGAAUUAGAAAGACUAAGCCAAGAGUCAGAUAACGUGUUCGAACCGUGAACGUGGCAAUAUGAAACACAAUGUGCUUUACUCAGUAGUUUGUGAUGAUUGUAUCAUAUUUCACGUCUUAAAUCUUGUGAUAAAAGGUGGUGUACAGUGUAAGAAUUCCAGCCUGUAUAUGACGACCAAAGUUGUAAACAUAUAAACGCUAUUCAGCUGACCAAAGACAUGUUUAUGUAUGCUAUUUUACUAAUUAAUCCUCACUUGCUUUUAACCCUUGUUAUUGGUGUUCUAAAUAUUAUACAGGAUAAAGCAUAAUGCCAGCUUUGUCUCUAUCGCAUUUUAAGAUGCAAAAUCAGUUUAAAAUACUCAUACUUACUGCAGAUAAACUUAUUACCAGUAUUAUACUUUAUUUUUGUUUCCUUUUUGAUUAUAUUUAUGCUUUUGAUUUUCUUUAUUAUCCAAUUUAGAGUAAGAGGAAGUUGCUCCCUUGCAUUGGUAUAUAAUGUUUAUAUAUAUAUGUAUAUGUAUUUUUUUGCAUAAUUUGUCGAAAAACAACACAUAUGGCAUCUAUGUUAAAUGAGUUCCAACAUGUAGGGCUUUUUGCAUUAUUAUGCAUUUAUCGCUUAUUUUAUAUUAAGCAUGUCUUUAUGUACAAGCCAAAUAGUGUUUCUAGUCGAGUAUUUCGAAUAUGUGAUGCAGGUGUUUUGCCUAUUUAAGAUGUAUGUACAUAUUCGUGAUAUAUUUGAACAAUCCGUGUACAUUUACCUUUUCUUGCAUUAUAAAUUAUAAUGCCUUGAUAAAACAUACAUGAAAAUAUAAGAUAAACAAUUUUGUUUAUUAACAAAAUCACUUUACAUAAUAUACAUUAACAGCCAAAAUCAAAUGUUUAUACUUUGUUUGAUAUAUAUUUUAUAAUAAAACAUAGAAAAUA